ACGCACACGUUACGUUCAGCAACAGACCACUGCAGCACUCUGGUCGACCCGCCGCUCUCAUUGCAGCACUAAUCGCCGCGCCGUUCCCGCCGUUAUUUAUCAAAAAUACUUUUUUCAAUCCAUUUCUGGUGAUCAUUUAAGAUCAAAUAUCGGAGAUAGUUUUGAUGGGAUUGUAAUCGGAAACCAACGCGGCGGGUAAAGACAGCGGCGUGGGAUUCAGCCAUCAUGGCUAACGUCGGGAAUCAGCAGCAGGCCAUUAACAAGACUGCGCCUGGGAAACAUGGGAACGUAUUGCCCCUAUGGGGUAACGAAAAGACCAUGAACCUCAACCCCAUGAUUCUAACUAAUGUUCUGUCUUCGCCGUAUUUCAAAGUUCAACUGUAUGAACUUAAAACGUACCAUGAAGUCGUUGACGAAAUCUACUUUAAGGUGAAUCACGUCGAACCAUGGGAAAAGGGAAGCAGGAAGACCGCGGGUCAAACUGGAAUGUGCGGAGGGGUGCGUGGAGUAGGAACCGGUGGUAUUGUGUCCACUGCGUUCUGUCUGCUGUACAAAUUAUUUACGCUCAAAAUGACUCGCAAACAGGUGAUGGGUCUGAUAACUCACACAGACUCUCCCUACAUCAGAGCACUUGGAUUCAUGUACAUACGAUACACUCAACCGCCUCCCGACCUGGUGGACUGGUAUGAUGGCUUCCUGGAUGAUGAGGAGGAGCUCGACGUCAAGGCCGGGGGAGGCUGCAUGAUGUCGGUGGGAGAGAUGCUGCGCUCCUUCCUCACCAAGCUGGAGUGGUUCUCCACCCUCUUCCCCCGCAUCCCGGUGCCUGUGCAGAAGAUGAUUGACCAGCAGAUGAAGGCUCGGCCGCGGAAGAUCGUGGCCAAGGAGCCCGAGGCGGAGGCGGAGGCGGCGCCCGCCGAACCGGCCAGGAGCCCCCGGAGGACCCCCACCCCACGGCGGUCCCCAAAGCCGUCUCGGUCGCCCAGCCGCCACGGCGAACGGGAGCGUCACGGACCCAGCUUUGACCGCGAGCUCGAGAGGGAACGAGACCGCCAGAGGAAAGAGAAGGAGGGCAGGGGAGAUAGAGACAGGGAACGAGGAGGAGGAGGAGGGGGGGUUGGAGGUGGCAGUGGCGGGGAGCGACGCAGGUCCCGCAGCGACGACCGUAACCGCGAGCGGAGGAGGAGCCCCAGCGGUAGCCGGGAGAAGAGGGGCGAGCGGAGAGACAAGGAGAGGGACGGGGGUGCGGUGGAGAACGACAGGAGCAAGAGGAAGGACAGGGAGCACCACAAAGACCGGAGUGGAGACGGGGAGAGGUCGAGGGACAAGAAGAGCCGAGGCGAGCCAGAUGAUCGGCGGCACAAGGAGGAGAGGGACAGGCACCGGGAGGAAAGGAAGGCCAAGCGCGCCACCAGGAGCAGAAGCAGGGAGAAGCGGCACAAGAGCAGCCGGACGGAGGGCGGGGGGGAGGAGAAGAGCAGGAAGAGGGAGCACAGCCGGGAGAGGGAGCCACGCUCCCACAAGCAGAGCGGCAGCAAGGAGAAGAGCCAUCGUCACAAAGAGUCCAGCAACGACCACGGUAAACACGGGGACCGUAGAAGGAGCCACAGCAACGACAAGAUGUCCUCUUAAAGCAAUACCGCAAUUCAAGUCCUUUUUUUUGUUCUUGAUUGUCCUAGUCUUUAAACUCUGCCCCACAGAAGAAUUGUUGGCAGAGAGAGACAUGAAAGGGCCUCAUUGGGUCUAUCUGUUGUAUUGGUUUAUCUUAAUUUUCUGCCUUUUUUCACUUUUAGAACACUGUUAGUCUGAUAUUUGAAAAGUAAUUUUAAUUUUCUAUGAAGUUUCUCCUGACAUUCUAUGGCAUUGUACAUAAUGGGUCUGAGAAAGUUUUGUCCCGUAGAGCCCCCCAAAGAAGGGGAUUCGUACCACAUGCUUACCCCUGAUUUAUGCUGUUGGGGUAAUUGCUCUGUUGCAUUUUGUUUUCUAAUAAAAUACUUUUACUGAA
Messenger RNA from Gadus macrocephalus (Pacific cod), 2002 nucleotides. It is a transcript of the gene prpf38b, whose product is annotated as pre-mRNA processing factor 38B. The record is from RefSeq and is a predicted model, not a curated record. NCBI's taxonomy places the organism in Eukaryota, Metazoa, Chordata, Actinopteri, Gadiformes, Gadidae. The transcript has 6 exons. Gene Ontology annotation, cellular component: precatalytic spliceosome. The coding region runs from base 226 to 1629 and encodes 467 amino acids.